UGCAUUGCCAUGGCUUAGGUGUAGGCUGGCAGCUACAGCUCCGAUUCAACCCCUAGUCUGGGAACCUCCAUAUGCCCUGGGUGCAGCCCUAGAAAAGGCAAAAAGACAGAGAAAAGGACUAACUUAACUAGUGUUAAGUGUAUGAGGGCUCAUUUAGAGAAGCAGAAUCACUGGGAGUAUAUAGUCCAUCAAUCUGUCUGUCUGCCUGUCUAUCCAUGUACCUAUCUCAUCUAUAUGUGGAAUUCAUUACAGGGCUUUGACCUUCUCAAGUGUGGCAGCUGGUUAAACAGUCUCUGAGAGGUUGUCUUCAUGUCUGGUGGUAGAGCUGAAAAUCCGUAGGGCAGGCAGUGGGGAAGGGAUGAUGGUAAAAAGCGAGGGAAGGGGAGCAAGGAUGAGCUGGAGAACCCCUGCCAGUUCUCUCUACCUCCAGUCUGAUGAAGUGAGUCCCGUGCAGGAGAAGCUUACUGGUGGCCCGUGUCACGCAGCUGAGCACACACCUGGCCCAUGAGUGUGAGAAGCUGCAGAGCGAUCUGGGGGAAGGUGUAGCAGUCAUGGGCCCAACUCUGCCCCACAGCAACAGGGCCGCCCGUAGACAGCCGACGCGCCUCUCAGCCUCGCAAGCACCGACGCAAACUGGCCGCUGCUACGCUUCCAUCUCCAGAUUCUGGCGGAAACCUCUCUUGCCCUAACUGGAAACAUACAGGGAUGAGAAUGCUGGACAACGUAGUUCAGCCUGGCUAACCCGACAUGUUACAAUGCCAGAAGCAGCGAAUCCCCGUUUUUGAGAAUGCGUCAGUUAGGUAUGGGCCUCCAUCUAAUCCACAUUUGCCCAAGUUGACCUGUGCCGCGUUUGCUGAGCUGGGAGGUUUUGAGGAGGUUUUGAGCCUCUCUUUCCUUCGGAUCAGGAAACAUCUGGAUGGCCUCCGCGUUGUUAUGGUCUAAGGAAGGCUUUCUUAGACUUGAGAUCUUCUCUGCUCUUGACGUCAAGCGCUGAAGACUUUGCUUUUAACAUGAUUGAGAGAGUGACCUAAUAGCCUUCCUAGAAAAGAGAUCAGAGAAGCAAGACACUGAAAGUUGUUUUGUCUGGAAAACCUCUCGGUGGGGCUGGCCCCUUUAAGACUGGAGUGACCCGGUAGCUAAGGAGUCAUAAUGACAAGUUUCAUAGGCAGUUCUCCCUGGAAAUGUAGUUCUCCCCCUCCAAGACCGGAAGUACGGAGAAGCAGAGCCAUCUUCGCCUCAGUUUGGCUGGUGAGAGAUAUAUGUGGAUGGGCUUAUACUACAUCUCUGGCUUCAUUUUCUAAAAUCUAGAUGACCCUGCCCUAGACAGGGGACGGUAAUAUUUAGUUUGGAUUUUUUUUUUUCCUACCCUGUGGAGGAACACAGAGUUUAGUGAAAGGGGAGGAGUUCUUUGAAAUGCAGCCUAGGCGUUCAGUCCUAUUUCUAAAACCUAGCAGAGAAGGGGAGAAGGUCCUGGCCCAAGAGUAUCUGUGAAACCCAAUGCUAAUGUAAAAGCAUCUGCUGAAAAAAGUGCCUGGAACCUAUGUGGAUUUUGUCCAGGUUUUCAUGAAUCCAGUAUUCCUGACUCACGGGCAGUCAGUGCUUUAGGAAUCCCCCAGGACUCGCACUCAGAGAAGGGGGUGAGAGCUGCCAGCUCAGAACUGGGAGGAGAGGUGCUGACGCCACCCUCAGAGAGCCCAGGCCUUGGGCACACACACCCUCCUGCAUAGACGCCUUCUUCUUCUGGGACAGGGAGCCAAACUGAUUGGUAUCUGUCACCGCAGGAGAUGCUGGCUUGGAAAUGGACAUGCUGGAGGACCUUGAGACCCUGUGGUUCAAGUGUGGGAUUCAAGAGGAGGACCACAGUUGGCUCUAUCUGCUGGGCCGUUCUCGUGGGCUGAUGAUCAAAGCCUGUGCCCACGCAACCUUCUUCUGCAAGCUACUCCGUAAUUUGAGAGAGUUGUUCUCCAGAGAAUCAUUACAGGAGCAGCAAACGUCCAGAUGUUCUAUGCCUGGGAUGCUUGAGGACACUCCUGAUGACGAGGAGUUAAAGGUGGGCAUCGUUGGAGGCGGCCACCUGGGGAAGCAGCUGGCUCACACACUGCUUCGGCUUGUCCCCAUCCCUCCUGAGUGCCUGCGGAUCUCCACUCGGAGGCCAGAGGCCCUGGAUGAGUUCAAGAAGCUGGGGAUCCAGUGCUUUUACUGCAACUCUUCCCUGGUACAGUGGGCCCACGUGGUAUUCCUCUGCUGCCUGCCAUCUCAGCUGCCUAACAUCUGCUCAGAAAUUCAAGCCAGCCUUGGAAAAGCUUGCAUUGUGUACAGCUUUGUAGCUGCCAUCCCAAUACCCAGGUUAAAACUCCUACUGAACCACACCAGUAUCUUGCGGCCCCAGUACCAGUGUGUUGAAGAUCUUGACCGCAUCUGGGGAGCCAAUAAGGAAAUCACAGCUGCUCUCCAAGAUCCUGUGAUUCUUCAGGCUACCUGCCCCUACAGUCCUGCUGGGGGAGUGAUCCUCAAUCUUAAGUGGUUGGAGGGAGUGUUCUAUGCCGCCAUAAACACCUGCACAGCAAAGGACAUGCCCCACUCACAGGUGCUGCAGCUUCUGAAUGAGCUGUUCCUCUCCGUGCACUUCAAAGCCUAUGGGAAAGACGGAGCAUCUUGCCAGAAAUUUCAAGCACAAGAUUUUGUCAGCAAAGCCUACAUCAAGAACCUGUUUCAGAAAAGGCCUUUCCCCUGGUUUGAUCUGACUGCUGUACAACUCAAGGAAACUCCUUUUAGCAAGUAUCUCUCAAACAGCACCACAUUCCAGGACCACCUUACCCACCUAUACUGUGAUUCAUUUGGCAUCUCCCUAACCAGAGAAGAACAGUCAGAGGUUUCCACAGGCUCUCCAUCCCAAUAGGAGAAGAUACCUCAGGAAUCAAGAUUUUUUUUUUUCUCUCUACAGUAGUUGUGCUCUGAUUAUAGCAAUUGACAGUGGAAAUCAUGUCAUUGCCUCAGCAUAUUUGGGUUAUCGGCUUUGAGGAGCAACUGAAUGAAACCACAUAACCGGACACACUUAACAGUAAGCUGCUUCCCGAGGAAAGCCUUGUUAAAUUCACUGUCUUCGAAAACUAAAUUCAAGAAGUUAUAAUGUCAUUAUUAGAUAGUUACAUAAACUCUUGCUGUAGCAUCCUUUUUCUGUAGCAGGAUGAAUAUUCCUGUAACAGUACGUAGCUGACAAGUGAUACAGCUUGAUUUUCCUACCAGUUUGGAUAGGAAAGUAAAAUGUAUGAUAAACAGUCUUAAUUGAAGUAGGACUCAUUUUAUGCUUAUUGCAGCUAUAUGUUACUGUUCUGGUACUAUCUUAUUUAAGGCUGUUCCCAUUUAAACCAUUUUAAACCAUAAAACCAUUUUUAAGAUAGCUGGCAUUUAUAUUCAAUGUCUAAAAAUAAUUUUGUGAAAUACAGCUUUUAUUCCUAGUGAGUCUUAGGAAUAGGAAAGAGAAAUUAGGUCUAUAAAACUAGAGAGAAACUGGAGUCAUUCAGGUGACAAGAAGUAUUUGUAAUUUCUCUGUGGAAUGUGAGCAUCUAGGAUGACACUUGUCCCCCUGACUCUGGGAGUUUAGCCUAAGUACUUGGCUCUAGGUGGCAACUUUCUGUUUGUCAUAAAGAUAUGAGGAGUUUUAUUUUUCUUUGGAUACGGACAGUUAACGUGUAAAUAAUGGAUUAUAUCUGCCAAGGGGGAGAUUGCCUUGUCUUUGCAAUCUCUUUAGCAGCCUAAUUUCGUGCCGAUUCAAUAGUAAAAUUGUUUUUCUGCAAUUACAAAGAGGAUUAUCUGGAUUGGCAGUUCAUUUUACUUUUAGUUCUAUUUCCCCAACAUGCUCCUACUACCAGAUGCAUUACUAGAAUUUAUCAGGAAUUCUUACAAUUACCCAGAAAGAGACUAUUGCUAUCUUUGUUUUAACAAGGGGCUAAAUUGAAACAAAAAGGGAAGGUGCUGUGAGUCAGUGAUAGAACCAGGAGUGGAGGCAGCAGUUCUAACUCUGCUCCUGGAUGAAGAGGAGAAAAAGAAAAUGCAGAGAGACUAUACUCCCCCCUGUCAUGUAGUUGGAUUCUCAAGCCAAGUGAAACAGUUUCCCUAUGGUUCGGUAGACUCUAAUGCCACAUCCUCUUCAGGGGCGGUUAUUUUGAAGCAUAAUCCUGUAAUCCUGCUGCUCGUACAAAUUCAGACAGGGUCAAAGAAUCAGAUUUAACUCCGCUAUGACCUUUCUGCUCUAAAAAUAAGCCAAUAUUGUCCCUGUAGGGAAGGCUGAUGCUGCGUGUGAAUAGUGGCUCUUCAAUUCCCAGUAGCUUCCGAGUAUGCUGAGAAAUUACCUGAAAUGCAAGGAUAAUUUUUUAAUGGGAUUAACCUGUAAAUACAACUAAAUAAGUUUUAUUUAGUUUCCUAGGCCUCCUGAAUGCUAACCCCUUGAGCUAUUUCUAUUGGGAAAUAAAAUAAUUAAAUAACACAUUGAGAGGCUUCCUGCUCUGGCCUUAUCAAAACACAAUUCUUAAGAGAAAUAUCACAUGAUUUAUCUUUUUUUUUUUUUCCUUUUUGGCUGAACCCAGGGCAUGUGGAAGUUCCCAGGCCAGGGAUCAAACCCAUGCCAUAGCAGUGACCCAAGCCGUAGCAGUGACAACACCUGAUCCUUACUGAGCUACAAGAGAACGCCAUAUGAUUUAUCUUUUAAAAAGUACCACUUAAGGGAGUUCCUGUCGUGGUGUAGUGGUUAAUGAAUCCGACUAGGAACCAUGAGGUUGCGGGUUCAGUCCCUGGCCUUCCUCAGUGAGUUAAGGAUCUGGCGUUACCGUGAGCUGUGGUGUAGUCGCAGAUGCAGCUCGGAUCCCGCGUUGGCUGUGGCUGUGGUGUAGGCUGGCGGCUACAGCUCCGAUUCGACCCCUAGCCUGGGAACCUCCAUAUGCCGUGGGAAGCGGCCCUAGAAAAGCAAAAAGACAAAAACAAAACAAAACAAAAGUACCACUUAAAGAUGUUUCUAGGCCUUUGCAUCAGAUAGCCAUGGCUGGGUUCAUUUCUUUUGGCUGAGCAGUCUGACCAAUGAUAUGAGCAGACAUUAUGUUCACAUUAGGAGCCAUGACUGUCUCUAGGAAGGUUAAUAAAUAACUUGUCUAUAAGGGGCUCAGUUAAUAUUCAGCUAAGAAAGAAACUCAUUACCCAAAUAGUUAUUCAAUUUGUUUGACUGAAAAGAAACCUCAAACGUGAAAAAGCAGAACUAAAAUUCCAGUUAUUAUAUUUGUAUAUUCUUUAAAAAUAUCUUUUGCCACAAUUACCAGUGUCUCUAAAAUAAUUUGUAUUCAUUGAGUACCAUGCCACUCGAUAUCCUAGGUUAAACUGUCAUUGCAUUUUCAAUUUAUAGUUUUAAUUAUAGGUCUAUUAUAACACGCUAUUUGAAUUCAUAUUCUGUAUCUGAGUGAGAAUGUAGUCCAUGAAGUUGCUGCUAGAACACAAAGGAGUAUCUGGAACGGAUUUUUUUUUUUUUUAACUUUAAAAUGGCCAGAGUUACAAGGUUUUAAAAUUCACACCAUGAAAAAAUAAAAUAAAAUAAAAUUCACAUCAUGCACAAUUCUAAACCUGAUGCAUACUGCCCAUUAGCAGUGCAUUUGAGAUAGGUAAGAUACCUUUCUUCUCGAAUCUUACUUGAAUUGGUUUUGUUCAGACUCUAGGGAUGGUGUGUGGAUAAAAGACAGAGUCUACAUAGUUGCUCUGCAUUCCCAGUGGGAAUGCUAAUUGAGGUCUGUAGCAACUGAGGUUUCGGAGCACUGAGAUCCAAAUUACCACAGGCGGCUCUUAAGAAUUCUCAUUUGUAACUGAUGCUGCUACACUGAGCCCUUGUCUGCUCAGCAACUCACUCUAACUCUCCUUCAGACUGUGUCUCACCAGCAGAGGUUAUUUCACAAAUAUCCUGAGGCUGACGGCUGGUACCCCCCAGGAGGAACCCUGUAGUCAUAACGCAUUCAUCAUUAACCAAAAGAACUGUGUUUCUGCUGUAGGCAAACAGAAUCCAAUACUGUUGAAUACUCUAAUGCAGAAAUGAAAAGUGUUCUAAAGCUCCUGGUUACAUGUGGAAUCAGGAAAUAAAAUCUAACCAUCUCUAAUUCAGUGAUUUUUAAGGUAUGUCUGAGGUUCACGGAUGAAUCAUGAGAGUCCUCUGAUGGGCUGUAAAUUAGUCUAUAACUGUGAGUUCUUUCUUUAUUUCUGUUGAAAAACAAGCAAUAAACAAUUUUUGCCUAGGACUUAGGGCAAAUUAGUAAGGAUUAUUAAAAAUAGAUAUUCAUGAAGAGUUUUAUAUAGAGUUUUCUAAGGAUUCUUAAUUCCAUAUUCUAGGAUGGCAGCCUCUGCUGAGCACAUACUUCACAUGGCCUUAAGCAGAUAUGUGCAAUGCCCACAGUUUUCAAGAAGAUUCUAUUAUUUCCGUAUCACCAUUGUAUCUUGUCCUGAUUAUGGUUUUCAAAGGCUACUAUUCUUGCUUUUAUGUGUUAACUACUAAUGGUUUCGCUUUAUAAAUAACAAUUUAUUAUGUGGGUAUUUAGUUACCUUAGAGUAUGUAACUAUGCACAUUUUCAUAGCUGUUACCUAUAAUUUAAUUAAACCUAAAGACAUAACUGUGGUUCAGUACGAAUCAUCUAUACCACUAUUAUUAAAGCAGAUGUAUAAUGUCCUUAAAAUCUUCUUGUUGAUUCAUAUUACAGUAUGGAUUAAUCUUUAAUGCAUUUUGCUAAGGAAAAGAAGCCAUACUCAAAGGCUGCAUUUUACUUGAUUCCAUUUACAUGGCAUCCUAGAAAAGGUAAAACUAUAGGGACAAAAAGGUGAAUAGUUGCCAGGGAUUAGGUAGCAGAGUACACUGACUACAGCGGGGACCCAGGGGAAAUUUUAGGGUGACAGAAUCGUUCCGUGUGGUUCUGUGGUGAUGGAUACAUGACCCUCCCUGUACAUUGAUCAAAACCCACAGAACUGUAUACUAAAAAGAGUGACUUUACUGUAGGCAAAUUUUUUUUUUUAACAGCCAGGAUACUGUGGAAGCCCAUGAUGGAAUAUAGGCUGUAGACAAAUUAAUCUAACUGUAUUACAAAGUAAGACACAAACUCACUGAAGGGGGAAGGGAAGAAAGGAGCUGACCUAAAUAACUUGAACUUUGAAAAACUAUGCUUUGUCUAGUGAGUUUAAGGCUAAAGGCAAAGAGAACUGUACCCAAAUACUGUACUCUAUUUGGUAAAUUUCUCAGAGGGAUACGUAGGUAUAGAUAAGCAGAGCCAGGUUUCUCACUGUCAGAGAAAGAAGUUAUAAAGAAGCAAAGUGGGAUAGUGGGUAGGAAGGAUGCAGGCUAGUAUGAACACUGUGGUGCUGGACUAAAGUCAAGGCUAUCAGUAGGAACGAACUCAUACCUACAGAAAAAAGCUACGUAUUUGUGCAUACAUGGGUUAGUACAUAUACAUAUGUUUCCCAUAUCUUUCUGCUGAGAGCGCCUAGAAGCAGUAACGCCUCAGUAGCAACAAGCACAACUACUGACCACAUCUUCGUUGCUAAAUACCAUUUUCUAAUAAAAGCAACCAGGGCUCCUUGGAGACAUGGCUGCUUCUAGGGUUGGAGCAAGAAAAAUACAAAAUGAAUCUGAAGUAAUGCGCAGUGCCAGAAAAUGCUAAAAAAUAAAAAAAUAAGGGGAGCAUGUAAAAAGGACACAGAAGACAAACUGAAAGACAAAUGGGGGAGAUGGGACAAUUAAACACAGAAAAGUUCCUUAAGCAGAGUUCCAAUUAAACAUGGAAGGAAUGAGAAAAUAGAAAAUUAUUAUUAGGACAACAUGGUAAUAACUGAUGCAGGCAAGAUCCAUGAAUGAAUGCUAAAAUUGGCAAAACUUAAGGGAGAAACAAGUUAUUUGUAUAGCCUCAAACUAUCUUCCCCAAUACGUUUCUGUCCAUAAACUCUGUGAUACUCAUCCCACCAGGAGGUGGAGUUUAAUUCCCCUCUCUGAGUGUCUGGGUUAGGCUUAGUAACUCAUUUCUUCCUCCUUCCUCCCUUCCUUCCUCCCUCUCUCCCCUCUUUCCCCCUCCCUCCCUCCCUUUUUAGCCAUCCUGGGGCAUAUGGACUUCCCAGAUCCCAGCCACACUUCGGACCUGCAACAAACACAGUUGCAACCUACACAUGACCCUUAACUGUGCCAGGGGAGGGAUUAAACCUGUCACAGGGCUCCAGAGAUGCCACUGAUCCUGCUGUGCCAUAGCGGGAAUUCUAAUAACUCACUUCUAUUGAAUAAUGCAGGAAAAGGGAAACAUGGUAACUUUGUAAUGAAGAAACUACCUUAACCCAGUGCUCAAAGUUAACAUCUCCAGUUAGUCAUGCUGAUACCAUGUACCCCUGAUUUGAUUAGCUAAGAUGGGCUCAUCAUCUCUGUGGGAGUCUCCCUCCAAAGCAUAAUCUCAUGGGAAACAUGAGGCAAACUCAAACUGAGGUAAAUCUACAAAAUACGUGCCUACUACUCUUGAAAGUGUCAAGGUCAUGAAAGACAAAGAAAGAUCAAGAAAAUGUCACAUAUUGGAGGAGACCAAGGAAACUUGACAGCUAAGUGCAAGGUGAUUUCCCCAACUGGAUCCUGGAAUGAAAACAGGACAUCAGAUCUCAAAAUUUAUAAACACCUUCUGCAGCUCAAUACCAAAAAAACAAACAACCCCAUCCAAAAAUGGGCAGAAGAUCUAAACAGACAAUUCUCCAAAGAAGACAUACAGAUGGCCAAAAAACACAUGAAAAGAUGUUCAACAUCACUCAUUAUUAGAGAAAUGCAAAUCAAAACCACAAUGAGGUACCACCUUAAACCAGCCAGAAUGGCCAUCAUCAAAAAGUCUACAAACAAUAAGUGCUGGAGAGGGUGUGGAGAAAAAGGAACCCUAGUACACUGUUGGUGGGAAUGUAAAUUGGUGCAACCACUGUGCAAAACAGUAUGGAGAUUCCUCAGAAAACUAAAAAUAGAACUACCAUUUGAUCCAGCAAUCCCAUUCCUGGGCAUCUAUCCAGAGAAAACCAUGACUCACAAAGACACAUGUACUCCAAUGUUCACUGCAGCACUAUUUUCAAUAGCCAAGACAUGGAAACAACCUAAAUGUCCAUCGACAGAGGAGUGGAUAAAGAAGAUGUGGUACAUAUACACAAUGGAAUAUUACUCAGCCAUUAAAAGUAACGAAAUACCGGCAUUUUUAGCAACAUGGAUGGACCUAGAAAUUAUCAUGCUAAGUGAAGUCAGCCAUACAAUGAGACACCAACAUCAAAUGCUUUCACUGACAUGUGGAAUCUGAAAAAAGGACACAAAGAACUUCUUUGCAGAACAGUUACUGACUCACUGACUUUGAAAAAUUUAUGGUUUCCAAACAAAACAGUUUGGGGGUGGGGGGGGGUUCACUGGGGUUGUGGGAUGAAAAUCCUAUGAAAUUGGAUUGUGAUGAUCAUUGUACAACUAUAAAUGUAAUAAAUUUACUGAGUAAUAAAAAAAGGACAUCAGUGUAAAAAUUGCAGAAAUGUGAAUAAAGUCUGCAGUUUGUUUAA
Messenger RNA from Sus scrofa (pig), 9567 nucleotides. The record is from RefSeq and is a predicted model, not a curated record. NCBI's taxonomy places the organism in Eukaryota, Metazoa, Chordata, Mammalia, Artiodactyla, Suidae.